Maniola jurtina (meadow brown) is the source of this 1050-nucleotide messenger RNA. RefSeq lists its product as uncharacterized. The coding region runs from base 124 to 711 and encodes 195 amino acids. The transcript is spliced from 5 exons. NCBI's taxonomy places the organism in Eukaryota, Metazoa, Arthropoda, Insecta, Lepidoptera, Nymphalidae. The record is from RefSeq and is a predicted model, not a curated record.
CUAGUAUUUUAAUCAAUUUCUGUUGCUCAAGAAGAGUGUCGAUACAGUGACAAAUCUUAUGGCUUGUUCAAGAAAUUGAGCUAACAUAAGGCGCUCUCCUUUUAGAAAUGAAAAGGACGCACUAUGGUCGUGAUUUCAGUCAGUGCUUUCAGUUCCAUAAGGCCUAUAUCGCUUUGUACUCCUAGAUCUACAAUGGAUGAUAAUAUUAAUACAAUCCCCGUUAACAGCUAUUGUUGGCUCGAACUCAUGCAAAUAUAUGACAAAAUAUCGGACUGCGUUUAUAUUUUCAACAAAAUCUACGCUGCACAGAUAUUACUCAUGUUUAGCUCCUGGCUUUUAUCAACGAUGCUUGGGUUUUGUCGAUCUUUAUCUCCAAUUUUUAAACACGCUGAAGCCGUUAAAACUGAUAUGUAUUAUUACAUUUUAAUCAACCUACGACCAUUCGUUAUUAUGAAAAUGAGUGAAUAUUUCACGCAAGAAUGGCAGAAUGCCUUAGUUAUUCUUCAUCACAUUUUACUGCAUGAUAAUAAUAAUCUGAAUCGUGAAUACUACGUCCAGAUAGAAACUUUCAUUAAACUGGUGGAAACUAAGAAGCUAGAGCUGUCUGCUGUGCUGAGCCCCGUCACGUUAGCUGUUGUGGCUGCGUUUGCCGCUCGAGUGAUCUCCUACAGUGUCCUCUUGAUCCAACUUUUUUAUAUUCGUCACUUAUAAAUUGUUGAUCUAUCUCUAUCUAUCUAUUUAUACAGGGUGUAAACAGAACGCUAGCAAAAACUUAUGGUUAAUAUUAUACUACCUAAACACAGUUCAAUGCCAAUAACCAUUUGCCUUAUCUUGUAGUUUUAAUGAUUUAGUACUUUUCGAACCCGCAUGGUACAGCGUGCAAAGCUCGGGUAAAUGCCCCACCUACGACGCGGCAUAGACUUCGAGUGACCUAUUUACGGAAUGUUCGUUGACCUUUAGCGGCAGUCAGAUGUUUUACUUGCAAUGUAUUAUACUUUUAAAAUACAGGAGUUUUUAAAUAUUCUUGUAGUAUUUUUAUGGUAUUUUAUC